Molecule: messenger RNA, 690 nt
Organism: Lobosporangium transversale
Lineage: Eukaryota; Fungi; Mortierellomycota; Mortierellomycetes; Mortierellales; Mortierellaceae
Product: translation protein SH3-like domain-containing protein
Exons: 4
Coding region: 84-680 (198 amino acids)
Biological process (GO): translation
Cellular component (GO): ribosome; mitochondrion
Molecular function (GO): structural constituent of ribosome; RNA binding
Source: RefSeq, a predicted model, not a curated record
GGGAGAAACUGUUGGUUGUCCGUCCUUUUUUUCCUCCAUCCAUUCAAUCCGUCUAGACUAGGCUCUGACAACAAAUCGCCACCAUGCAGCCUUCACUAGUCUCUAAUAUGCGUCGUCUGAUCAACACUAAGCUCCAGCCCACCAGAGCCAAAUAUGUGGCACCAAAGGAUCAGAUCAAGAUGUGGAGAAUCGUCCGAGGAGACGAGGUCUUCAUCACCAACGGAAAAGAAAAGGGCAAAACUGGAGUUGUUAAGAAAGUUCUCAGGAGUUUGAACUCGUUAUUGAUCACGGAAAAAAACAUGGUUACAAAGCAUAUUCGUCCCCAGCCCGGAGAUCCUACAAAGACGACAAGGGUUCAAUUGGAGGCACCUAUCCAUGUUUCAAACGUAUCAUUGAUUGACCCUCAAACAAGACAACCUGUCAGAACCCAUUAUCGCGCAGUUAUUGAUCCUAUCAGUGGAAAGUCGGAGCGUAAGCGCUUUGUGGUUGGCACGGAGCUGGAGAUUCCAAAGCCAAAAGCUGAUAUUGCUAAAUACAAGUUGGAGCGCGUAGAAAGUCCAAAGGAUACAUCUCCUCAGCUCGCUAGAGAAGUGACCUUUAUUCCUGACAUUAAUAUUCCACCGUUCCCUAGUAGUAGUAUCCUCGAUGAGCUCAGGAACCCAUAUUCCAAGCAUCGUUAAAAAAGAAUAG